UACGGCACGCACUGGAACUGGCGCUUCGUGCUCGUGAUUACGAUCCUUGUCACGUACGCGAUCGACGCGGUCUGCCAGUUCUGCACCAUCUUUGACGUUGUCCGCAACCAGUGGUUCUACCUCGGUGUGCCGCUCAUCGAGACGGUCCCGUCUGGUAUCAACUUUGUCGUCGGCACGUACGUCAUUGUCGAGCUCGCCGAAGUCGGUAACGAAGGCGUCAUGUACGGUCUUUUGACGACGGUGUCGAACCUCCCGGGUACCUUUGGCACGAUUCUCACCAACAUGAUUGACGGUCAACUCAACUAUGGCAAGAAGCUCAUCAAGGCCGACGCGCCCGAGACGCGUACCCAGGUCGCCUACUCGUACGUCAUUUCGUAUACGUUUGUGGUCGUCGGCUGCCUCUGGGUGUUCCUCCUUCCGCCGCAGCGCGCGGCCGUCGCCGAGCUUAAGAAGAACGGUGGCAGCUACCCCAAGGUGGCCGCGCUCAUCUUUGUCGGUCUCUUUAUCAUCCUCGUCACGUCCAUCACGGGCAGCUUGAUGUCCAUGUUCAAGAGCACGAGCUGCUUCCGCAUUGCCGGUGGCCGCGAGCCGUGCCCGGAAGGCACGCCGCAGACGUACCUUGCUAUCAUCUUUGUGCCGGGUGUCAUUGCGGCGCUCUUUGCCGCGUACAAGCUUUUCGUCGCCAAGUAAGCGGCGGCCCUAUGUUUCGAACAACUUUGUAAUCGAAUGUGACGUGUUUUAACUUG
This is a messenger RNA of Saprolegnia diclina VS20, 746 nucleotides long. RefSeq lists its product as hypothetical. The record is from RefSeq and is a predicted model, not a curated record. The transcript has a single exon. The annotation marks the transcript as partial. Lineage: Eukaryota; Oomycota; Saprolegniomycetes; Saprolegniales; Saprolegniaceae.